GACACAGAGUCUCUCCAAGGUACAGUAUGGGUAUUUCUCGGUCAUCCCGGCACAAACGCUCUGCCACCGGCGCUCAGCGCCCCGCCUACCGCAAGAAGAGAAAGUUCGAGCUCGGCCGUCAGCCUGCCAACACCAAGCUUGGCCCUAAGCGCGUCCACACCGUUCGUGUUCGUGGUGGUAACCUGAAGUACCGUGCUCUCCGUCUCGAUACUGGAAACUUUGCUUGGGGUUCGGAGCACUGCGUGAGGAAGACCCGUAUCAUCGCUGUGGUGUACAACGCAUCCAACAAUGAGCUUGUCCGUACGAACACCCUUGUGAAGGGUGCUAUCAUCCAGGUGGACGCAACACCAUUCAGGCAAUGGUAUGAGCAGCACUACGCCCAGCCUGUGACCAAGAAGGGCAAGCAGUCCGAGGCUUUGUCAGAGGAGCACAAGCGCUCGAACCAUGUCCAGCGUGUGGUCGAGUCCCGCAAAGAGACGGCCAAGAUCGAUCCUGCUUUGGACAGUCAGUUCGCUGCUGGCCGUCUGUAUGCUUCUAUCUCCAGCCGUCCCGGUCAGAGUGGUCGCUGUGAUGGUUACAUUCUUGAGGGGAAGGAGCUUGAGUUUUACGUGAGGAAGUUGAGGGCUGGCAAGUCGAGGCACGGAUGAAGGGUGACGCUGUUGUUGUGCUGGUCGUGGUUGGCAUGUGCCGCUGCGUUGCUGUGUAUCAAUGCCGUCCGUACGCGACGUAAAAGGUAGUUCAUCCUCUGUUCUACACAUAUGAACUAUGGCAUGGCAUAUUCUACUCUCGUGUUCUUGCAAGUGCGAAUUGUUAAGCAUAAGAUGAAAGG
Molecule: messenger RNA, 829 nt
Organism: Dacryopinax primogenitus
Lineage: Eukaryota; Fungi; Basidiomycota; Dacrymycetes; Dacrymycetales; Dacrymycetaceae
Product: 40S ribosomal protein S8
Exons: 6
Coding region: 27-647 (206 amino acids)
Biological process (GO): maturation of SSU-rRNA from tricistronic rRNA transcript (SSU-rRNA, 5.8S rRNA, LSU-rRNA); translation
Cellular component (GO): ribosome; cytosolic small ribosomal subunit
Molecular function (GO): structural constituent of ribosome
Source: RefSeq, a predicted model, not a curated record